AUGCGUGGGGAGGCGAGUGCGGGGCCAUGCGAGCCCCGCCCCCCCCCUGGGCGCGGCGCCCUCUUUACAAAGCCCAGGGCUGGUGGAGGUCCUGCGGCGGGGACUUCAGUCGCUCGUGGGCGCUCCGCCCCGGGCAGGCCGCGCUCCAGGAAUGGCCUGGCCUCCCAGGGCGGGCACGGAGCAGUGACCUCGGGGCCUACGCACAGAGCUCUGCUUUCCAGAGAUACCAACUUCCUCCAGGAGAGUAACCACAGACAGGAAGCUACCCCUACAGGGACUAAACUUAAAGCCCAAUCUCAGGGCUUGGUCACAUUUGGGGAUGUGGCUAUUGUUUUCUCCCAGGAGGAGUGGGAAUGGCUCAGCUCCGAGCAGAGGAGUCUGUAUUGGAAGGUGAUGCUGGACAACUACAGGAACCUGGAGUCAGUGGGGCUUUGUGCUUCGAAGCCAGAUAUGAUCACCUUGUUGGAGCAAGGGAAAGAUCCCUGGAUGAUGAAAAGAAAGACGACAAGAGGCCAUUGCCCAGACUUAAUGGCUUUGCAGGAGACAAAGGCAUUCCCUCCAGAGGUCUUAAGUGAAGAAAAGUUAUCCCAGGCAGUAUGGAGAAACCAGCCCCUGCCCUGCAGACCCAAGUGCUCUGUGUUAGGGGAAAACUGGGGUGAAGAUACUGUGUUCCAGACACCAAGGGGCUUGAAGACCAUCACAGAUACGGCUAGAGACAGCUCUCCACAGCUUGCGUCAGCUCCAAAGAGUUUCUGCAAGAAUGUGACAUGGGAAAACUGUGAUGACCUGGGGUCCUUAGGACACCAUGUUUCCAAAGCAGAUUUUGUCUCUUUGCUGGGGCAAGAGAAGAUGCCCUCUGUGGUGCAAAGAAAACUGGCACCAGGCUUGUUCUCAGGCCAGCAGUCUGUACGUGAGGCCCAGGAUCUGUUUCCAAAGCAAGACUCAGAUGCUGAAGGAUUAACAGACAGACCUUCCAGCACUAAACCUGAGUGUUCCACCUUCAGAGAAGAUUGGGAUUCUGAGUGUGUGUUUGAAAGGAAUGGUCAAGACAUACCGUUUGAGCAAGAGACAGUUACUCAGAACGAAGCCUUCUCAGAAGGGAGAGAUCAUGCGUAUAUCAAAUCUGGAAGAUGGUUUCAUUUGAACAUUUCAGAAGAGAAAAGUCAUAAUUGUGAUUCAGGUAAAAGUUUUUCUCAAAAUUCAGUGGUCGUAAAGGAACCUGGAAUCUAUGCAGGAAAAAAGCUUUUCAAAUGUAAUGAGUGUAAGAAAACUUUCACCCAGAGCUCAUCCCUUACAGUGCACCAGAGAAUUCAUACUGGGGAGAAACCCUACAAAUGCGAAGAGUGUGGAAAGGCUUUCAGCGAUGGCUCCUCUUUCACACGGCACCAGAGGUGCCACACAGGCAAGAAGCCGUACGAGUGCGUCGAGUGUGGAAAAGCUUUCAUACAGAACACCUCCCUUAUUCGUCACUGGAGAUACUAUCACACCGGGGAGAAACCCUUUGAUUGCAUCGACUGUGGUAAAGCCUUCAGUGACCUCAUAGGGCUUAAUCAACAUAGGAGAAUUCACACUGGAGAGAAACCGUAUGAAUGUGACGUGUGUCACAAGUCCUUUCGAUAUGGCUCAUCCCUCACUGUGCACCAAAGGGUUCAUACUGGAGAAAAACCAUAUGAGUGUGACAUUUGCAGGAAAGCCUUCAGCCAUCACGCAUCGCUCACUCAGCAUCAAAGGGUGCAUUCUGGAGAAAAGCCCUUUAAGUGCAAGGAAUGUGGGAAAGCUUUUAGGCAGAAUAUACACCUUGCUAGUCAUUUGAGGAUCCAUACGGGGGAAAAGCCCUUUGAGUGUGGGCAAUGUGGGAAAUCCUUCAGCAUCAGCUCACAGCUUGCCACCCAUCAGCGAAUUCACACAGGAGAAAAGCCUUAUGAAUGUGAGGUGUGUAGUAAAGCAUUUACGCAGAAGGCUCACCUUGCACAACACCAGAAAACUCACACGGGAGAGAAACCAUAUGAAUGUAAGGAGUGUGGCAAGGCCUUCAGCCAGACGACUCACCUCAUUCAGCAUCAAAGGGUUCACACCGGGGAGAAGCCCUAUAAGUGUCUGGAGUGUGGGAAGGCCUUUGGUGAUAACUCUUCCUGCACUCAGCACCAGAGGCUUCACACUGGCCAGAGGCCUUAUGAGUGUGUGGAAUGUGGGAAGGCCUUCAAGACCAAGUCGUCCCUUAUCUGUCAUCGUAGAUGUCACACUGGAGAGAAACCUUACGAGUGUAGUGCAUGUGGCAAAGCCUUUAGCCAUCGCCAGUCCCUUAGUGUACAUCAGAGAAUUCAUUCUGGGAAGAAACCAUAUGAAUGUAAGGAAUGUAGGAAAACCUUCAUCCAAAUUGGACACCUUAACCAACAUAAGAGAGUCCACACUGGAGAGAGAACGUAUAACCGCAAGAAGGGCAGGAAGGCCUUCAGGCAGGCUGCACACUUUGCUCACCAUCAGCGAAUUCAUUCUGGAGAGUCACCCGCUCACCCUUCUUUGCCUUCUACAUCCAGUCCGGUGGAUUUCUUCCCCAAAUUUGUCUGGAAUCCAUCCUCACUUUCACCCUCAUAAUCUCAAAAUAUUGCCAUUUCCACUACACUGCUUUGAACAAUCACUUCCUUGUCCCUUUGUUCCCUCUGUCUAUUACAAGACAGUUCUUCAUGUUUCAGUCGGGUUGAAUUAUUUUUGGAAUAUCAGUGUAAUUAAUUUGCUCAUCAAAAACUUAUAUUCAUUGGUUAAUGCCUAAGAUGUGCUUAGCACAGUGCCUGACCCGUACCAAGUAUUAUAAACGUGACUCUUUUAAAAAUUUAUUUUUGAAAAUGGAAAUUUUAUUGUGGUCAGCCCUGAUAAAAAUGGUGCAGUAGAAACCCGGUUUCCGAACAGGAAGGGAGUCCUCUGAGUUGUUGAUGAGGCUUGUUUCUUUUCCUUGAAAGCUUGUUUCUAAGCCACGGGUAUGGUGGGGUUGUCUGUAAUCUUAGUGUUCAUGAAUUCACGGCCAGCCGGAGCAAUUCAGUGAGCCCCUAUCUCUAAAUAAAAAUGGAACAGUUUAUCCCAUACUGCUGAACUACGUGACUGUAGGGUAAUAGAACCUUAGUGAGAAAGCUCUGCUGUAAUACCCAUGACAGUAAAAGGAUAGGUAACAAGUGUGUAGGCCACCCGACACAAAUGAACAAAACAGCUGGAAAAGUGCAAGGUUUUAUAUGUGUGUAGUUAAAACUACCAACAAAUUACUUAAGAGUGGAAAAACUCUGAAGGAUUUGAUCUGUUUAAAGUCACUGGUUUAUGAAUGCAUUCUUGGUAAACGUCCAAUGAAGCAUUCACUCGGGUAAACUGAUCUA
Molecule: messenger RNA, 3362 nt
Organism: Chionomys nivalis (European snow vole)
Lineage: Eukaryota; Metazoa; Chordata; Mammalia; Rodentia; Cricetidae
Gene: Zfp28
Product: ZFP28 zinc finger protein
Biological process (GO): regulation of transcription by RNA polymerase II
Molecular function (GO): RNA polymerase II cis-regulatory region sequence-specific DNA binding; DNA-binding transcription factor activity, RNA polymerase II-specific
Source: RefSeq, a predicted model, not a curated record